Molecule: messenger RNA, 996 nt
Organism: Aureobasidium vineae
Lineage: Eukaryota; Fungi; Ascomycota; Dothideomycetes; Dothideales; Saccotheciaceae
Source: the annotation of a GenBank genome assembly
AUGCCGGCAGCAGGUCCAGCGCUCCCUCCACAUCUUUUAGCUAAGAGGAAGCGUCAGCAAGAGGAGGAACAGAAGAACCAGCCCACCACCUCUUCCGGCGCAAACCAAGAGAGCCCCAAAGACAAACGCCAGAAAGUCACUGGUCCAGAACUACCACCAUCAGCUUCGCCAGCACCAGCAGGUCCUCGUUACCGCCCUCAGUAUCAUCUCCAUCCGUCGGUCCUACGUUACCACCCUCCGAUCUUCAACCCACACGCCCCGUCGCUGGUCCCGCACCACCGCCAGCUCCUCUCGACGAACGACCCACAGNCACCACCAGAAGACUCCGACGAGGACUCCGACGACGAUGAUGACUUCGGCCCAGCUCUGCCCACCGCUGCCGAUUUGAAUCCUUCCACCAACAACACCGGACCCUCGGUCCCACAACCAGCAGCAGCUCCCGUCAGAGCUCAGCGCGACGAAUGGAUGACACUACCACCCCAGCAAGACGACCUUGCAGCCCGGAUGGACCCUUCCAAAAUGCGCGCUCGAGGCUUCAAUACCGGCAAGAACGCAAGGGGUGGCAACACAACCCCUGCUGGAGGAAACAUUGCUGCAGCGUGGACAGAAACACCAGAGGAGAAACUCAAGCGUCUGCAAGACGAAGCCAUGGGCGUGAAGCCCGCCACUGCCGGGCAUGUGGAUGCCAAAGAAGCUGCUAGGAACAAGGAGAAGGAGGCAGAGGCAAGACGUAUACGCGAACAAACUGUGAGUUGCCUGCAUUUACAUCCAAACACUGAGGCUGACAUGCUGCUACAGGACAAGGCAAGAGGACCAUCAUUGAUGGCACAGCACAAAGAGUCGAAUCCAGAGAACAAAGAUGACGACCCCAGUAAACGUGCCUUCAACAGAGAAAAGGAUAUUGGUGGGAGCUCACUUGGUUUGGUCGACAAGAAGGACCUGCUCAACAAGGCUUCCAACUUUGGCUCGAAAUUCUCUGGCGGUGGUUAUUUGUAG